AUGGAUAAAGUCACCAAAGUGCCGCAACUGAGGCAUUUACUCGGGCAGUUUCCUGGGAAUAUGAAAUUCUGUUUCGCUUAUGGAUCAGGUGCGUUCAAGCAGGCUAACAACGAUGGUGAUAACAUGCUGGAUCUUAUAUUUGUUGUACGCAAUGCUAACAAAUGGCAUGCGGAAAAUCUAAUGAGCAAUCCUAAGCACUACGCCCAACCAUUGAAAUUCCUUGGCUCUAAAGUAAUUACCAAGAUCCAAGAAGGGUCAGGUGCUAAGAUAUUUUACAAUACCCUGGUGAGAACAAAUCAGGGUCAACUCAUUAAGUAUGGUGUGAUGUCGGAGAUUUCAUUGGUAGAGGAUUUAUUAGAUUGGAACAAUCUGUACUUGGCAGGAAGACUGCAUAAACCGGUUAAAGUAUUGGUGGAACCAGACGAAAAUUCUCAAUUGCGCACCGCUCUGGUGCAGAAUUUACAUUCGGCCGUGCAUGCAGCUCUGUUGUUGCUACCCGAGCAUUUCACAGAGGUUGACUUUUUCAAGAGAGUUACCAGUCUAUCCUACCACGGUGACUUUCGAAUGAUUUUCGGCGAGAAUAAAGAUAAAAUCAGUAACAUAGUGUUGCCGCAAUUACAUCAUUUCAAGAAGUUGUACGAACCGAUUUUGAAACAUUUUGACAAUUAUGUAGAUAUUCCAAAAUCAGAUCACAUGGCUGUGACGUGUCAUCAGGACACUAGUCCGGCGACUAAAGUUCAUCAUUUGAAUCAUUUGCCCAGAACGCCGCAGAUCAAAUUAGUCAGGGCGUGGUCCCAUGGACCAAGAUCGAAAGACACGGAGGAUUGCUUACGCGCGAUAGCACACGAUCCGGAAUGUUACGAGAUAUUGGAACAAUGCUUGAAAGAAAUUGUUUGGAGAUCCAGCAUAACGCAAAGCCUAAAAGGAAUCAUAACCGCGGGACUCAUAAAGUCCGUUAAAUAUAGCGGUGCCAAGAUAAUUAAAAUGUUACAAUCGAAUCCCCCGAACAAUAUCUUACCUGAGCCUUCGAAUAAGAUCAAUAAAAUUGUUGAGCCUGUUAUAAAGAAGACAGAGUUUAAAAAUGCUGAGAAGCGCGUCGAGUAG
Molecule: messenger RNA, 1104 nt
Organism: Pogonomyrmex barbatus (red harvester ant)
Lineage: Eukaryota; Metazoa; Arthropoda; Insecta; Hymenoptera; Formicidae
Product: phosphatidate cytidylyltransferase, mitochondrial
Biological process (GO): cardiolipin biosynthetic process; CDP-diacylglycerol biosynthetic process
Cellular component (GO): mitochondrion
Molecular function (GO): phosphatidate cytidylyltransferase activity
Source: RefSeq, a predicted model, not a curated record